This is a messenger RNA of Pogona vitticeps (central bearded dragon), 1563 nucleotides long. It is a transcript of the gene YJU2, whose product is annotated as YJU2 splicing factor homolog. Gene Ontology annotation, biological process: mRNA splicing, via spliceosome. Gene Ontology annotation, cellular component: U2-type catalytic step 1 spliceosome. NCBI's taxonomy places the organism in Eukaryota, Metazoa, Chordata, Lepidosauria, Squamata, Agamidae. The record is from RefSeq and is a predicted model, not a curated record.
AUAGCGGCGGAGGAGGCGGGGCGAAAGGGAUAAAUCGCGGAAGUGCCGGCCGGGAAGGCGCUGCGUAGCGACGAAGAGGCAACAUGUCGGAGAGGAAAGUGUUAAACAAAUACUACCCUCCGGACUUUGAUCCAUCUAAAAUCCCGAAGCUUAAGCUCCCGAAGGAUCGGCAGUAUGUGGUCAGGUUGAUGGCACCUUUUAACAUGCGGUGCAAGACCUGUGGUGAAUAUAUUUACAAAGGCAAGAAGUUCAAUGCCCGAAAGGAGACCGUCCAGAAUGAGUCUUACCUGGGCCUUCCGAUCUUCCGGUUCUACAUCAAAUGCACGCGCUGCCUCGCAGAGAUCACGUUCAAAACAGACCCAGAAAACACAGAUUAUGCUAUGGAGCACGGGGCCACGAGGAACUUCCAGGCCGAGAAGCUGCUGGAGGAGGAGGAGAAGCGUGUGCAGAAGGAGCGUGAGGAUGAAGAGCUGAACAAUCCCAUGAAGGUUUUGGAGAACCGAACCAAAGACUCGAAGCUGGAGAUGGAGGUCCUGGAGAAUCUGCAGGAGCUGAAAGAACUCAACCAGCGCCAGGCGCAUGUGGACUUUGAAUCCAUGCUCCAGCAGUACCGGGACUACGAGGCCCAGCAGAAGCAGCGGGAGCUGGAGGAGGACAAGCAGGAGAUGAAGGCGAUGCUGGAGCAAGCCCAGGGCCGAAAGCUGUUGGAAGACUCCGAUUCGGAUGAGGACCGUCCCACACCUCGUGUGAAGCCCCCAGCGAAAGGGAAGCCAACGGACAUCCUGCAGGAGGACUCUGAGCCGAAAACAAAAAAGCUGAAAGUAGAAAGCUGGGAGAAGAGCGUCGGGAAGCUGUCUCAGAAGACCAAACUCUCGGGACUGGUGGCAGCGAAGAGGCGGCCGGUCCUCGGCCUGGCAAAUGGAGCAGGGGGUCCGGAUGCACCAGGGGCGGAGAAUCGGAGCGGUGCCAGCGCCUCCACCGGCCCUCUCCUGCAUUCGGAGUCCCGUGCAGGGAGCUCGUCCCUCAGCCUCCUGGGAGCUUACUCCGACAGCGAGGACAGCAAAAGCGACUGACCGGCCCUGGGUUCGAGGAACCUUGCAUUUCCCGGCUCCACCUGGUUUUUUUUUCCCCAUCCCGCUAGUAGACACUGGUGACUGUUUUCAAGACAAUGUUUCUCUGUUGAGCUCCUUCGCCCUGGAACUGCCUGUGAACGGAAGGAGCUGCUUCCCUUCCCUUCUGCCGCUGCAACAGAGGGUGGCAGUGUGGUGCUUCGUUCCGGUGUGAGUAGCCCAAUGGCAACUUGGUCCUCAACCUCUUUUCCAUUUUUUUGCCCUCUUCUGUUACUGAGCGAAACAGAACUUUCAGGGAGGUUUCUCCCUCCACUUACGGCCCCAUAAACUUGCCUCCGUGACCUUGAUAGAAGACUUUUAGAAGAAAUAUUUAACCAUGUAACCGUGCUUCCACCCCCUCAUCGUGCAACGUGGGGAAAAUAUUGAGGGGGGGAAACAUACACAGCCGAUGAGUAUGACUCUACUGUAAGAAUAAUAUUGUUAUUCAUUGAAA